AAAGAGCAAGAAAUUGAUUUGUUUGUCCAACUCCACUUGUGUACUUCUCUGCCUUAUGCUUCCAUUUUCACUUUGUGCAAAGCUCUCUGUUCCUUUUGGCUUUGUUUAACUAUUCAUUUCUCCAAGUUUUAUCCUUCGUAGGGGUGGAUUUGUCGCAAUAACUCAUUACCCAACAAGGGAAAAACAAGGAGAGAAGCUAUAUCUUUGAUUUCCCUCAUUUUCUCGCGAAACAGACAGAAAAUUUCUGCAAUUGGUUAAAAAAAAAACCCCAUUCCCUACCAGGUACCUUUCUUUCCACUUUUAGAGUUGAUCCCUUGUGAAAUAGCUUGAUAACCAAUGAUUGCCAAACCUUAGGAUAUCCAAUUUGUUGGGUUACAUCAUUUUCCUUAGAAAUCCAAAAAUGUAUGAGUUUUCAAUGGGAAAAUAAAUGCUUAAUACCAUUACCGUGAAGAAAGUUAGUCCCUAUUGAUACCCGACACAAUGCGGGAGCAGACAGAAAUUAUUGUUGAAAAGAGAGGAGGUAAUGCUAUCAUCCGCUAGAAAUGCAAGUCCAACCCUAAGAACAGCCCAUUUUCUGAAUCCCACUCGUGCUUCUACUAAAGCACUAGUCCCCAAAAACCCUUUCACUCUGGCCCUCUACUUUGCCUCCCACUUUUGAUCCUGAAAAUUGGCCAAUGGAUGCGACUUUCUAUGGUUGGCAAGACCCAACAGCGAAUUGGAAAUCAUGGGUUCGUCACAUGGAAGGUAUGUAUGAGCCUGUGUGGAAAAGGGCAGGCAUUUAUUCAGCAAUCUUGAGUUCUACUUACAGAGUUCAAAGAGACUAUGACUUGAUCAUGGGCCUUGCCGAAAAAUGAUGUCCUGAGACCAACACAUUUAACUUUCCAUGGGCAGAAGCAACUGUGACACUAGAAGAUGUGAUGAUUUUGGGAGGGUCCCCUGUUUUAGGGUCCCCUGUUUUUUCAUGCUCUCGUGAAAUCAGGGAACAUAAAGAAAUUGAAGAUAUACUGAAAGAAGCUAGAAGUGAAGUAGGAAGGGGAUUAACUCGUGGGGUCUGCCAAAUUGGAUGGAUGGAAGAGUUUAUGUUUAGUGGCAGUGAAAUAGAGCACGAAGCAUUUCUUUCAUUGUGGUUGGAAAUGUUUGUUUUCCAUGAUUCUGAGAACACACUUAGAGAUUGUAUAUUUCCUAUUGCAAUCCAUUUAGCGGAAGGGGAACUUGUUGCGCUUGCUCCUGCAGUUCUGGCUAGCAUAUAUAGAGAUUUGGGUUUGUUAAAAGCACAAAUCGUUGCUGUUACUGAGUUUAGGAGAAGAGACUAUGCUGAUAUAUUAGCAGUUGCUCUAUGGUCGCCACUUCAUUUGGUUCAACUUUGGGCAUGGGAGAGAUUUCCAGCCUUCCAGCCACGGGCCAGUUCUAUCAGAAACGGUGAACCCAGAUCAGCUCUAUGGGACAAAGUCAAAAGCAGGAAAGUUGAGAAUGUGAGGUUCGUGUUGGACUCAGCAACAGAGACUUUUCGCUGGCGGCCUUAUGCCACAGGAAGAUAUAGUUUUGAAUUUUACAAAGAGAAAGAAGAAUGGCGAGAACUGGGAUCAAAUCAAGAUUUGUUGUCAUUUGCUUUAUGCUUGAGAGUGUCUGAGCUAGUUGGUAUAGGUUGUAUUGAACGAUAUCUUCCCCAUCGAGUGGCAAGGCAGUUUGGAUUCGAUCAGGAUAUUCCUUGUGACAUUGCUAAAUCUAACGGCAUCCCAGAACUUGCUUGGAUCAAUUACAUUAGGCCAUUUAGUGUUACCAAAUUGCUUGUUCCAUCUCCAUUCUUUGUGCCUGAUUUUACUAUAAAAUACUUGAGGUGGUGGAAACAGUCAGGGUUGGAUUCGCAUGAUCUGCUCAAGAAUGCGAUAAUUGCCGCUGUGCGAAGAAAAAGAAGCUCAAGGAAAAGAUCAAAAGGACUGCCAAAGGCUUGGAUAGGGAAGAAGGGAGAUAAUAAUGCAGGUAUUGUUCCUAGUCCUUCCAAUGCAAAAGCAAAUAAUGGAGCUCUGUCUGAGGUGAAGUCACUACAGAAACCAGUAGAAUGCAUUAUGAAUCUCAAUACUGAAAUAGGCAGACCAGUAAGAGCUUUGGAAAAUCAAGCUGGGAUUCCAGCUUGCCAUACUCCUAGCAAGAGUAGAGGUGGAGGAGAAAACAAUGUGUUUGAGGUACCAGGAUUGGCACUUGAAUCUCGGAUUGCCAUACUUGAGAAAGCUAUUGCUGAGCUAAAAGGUGCAAGAUUUGGCAGCAGGUUUGAGAAAAUUUGUUCAUAAAAGGGCUCCUACCGACUGUUUAGGGCAUAGCAGUUCAAAGUAUUUACUUGCUUUAGUUUAUUUGGUUCAGUGCAUGGUGUAUUAAGAAACGUUAAACUCUGUAAAUGUAACGGCAGAUUUGAGUACAUUAGCAUAGUAUCUGGUACAGGAAAGAACAGAAUCCCACGGAGUUACAGCAAUAUGGAAAGCACAAAAGAAAGAAAUUAAAAUGCUCUAAUACAGUAUAUGCGAU
Messenger RNA from Hevea brasiliensis (rubber tree), 2520 nucleotides. RefSeq lists its product as uncharacterized. The coding region runs from base 918 to 2288 and encodes 456 amino acids. Gene Ontology annotation, biological process: meristem development; meristem maintenance. Lineage: Eukaryota; Viridiplantae; Streptophyta; Magnoliopsida; Malpighiales; Euphorbiaceae. The record is from RefSeq and is a predicted model, not a curated record. The transcript has a single exon.